Molecule: messenger RNA, 943 nt
Organism: Punica granatum (pomegranate)
Lineage: Eukaryota; Viridiplantae; Streptophyta; Magnoliopsida; Myrtales; Lythraceae
Source: RefSeq, a predicted model, not a curated record
AAUGUGCGUGCAUGGGAAUUUGCCAUUGAGUUUUGUAAUUAUUACAAUAAAAAAGCCACUCCUCAACUCAACUGCUUCCUCCUCCUCUGCGCUCUUCCUGCCGAGGCCGGAGCCACCUUCUUCUCGGCCUCCCCCGGCGCUGUGCCUCCGCACCGUUUUUUCAUACCCCUCCCUCCCUCUCCUCUCCUCGCAGCUACGAUCGCGGAAACCCGGACAUCAGUUAAACACCCGAGCCUCAAAGCAUCAGCAUCUCUUUUUCAGAUAAUGAACAGAGGAGGAGGAGCAGCAUUAGGGAGUGGGAGUGGGCCCACUGCAGCUGCGACAGCAUCAGCUGCACAGAAGCAGAAGACCCUCUUGCAGAGAGUAGAAACUGACAUUGGAAAUAUCGUUGACAAUUUCAACCACCUCGUGAAUGUUGCUAGAGUGAAUGAUCCCCCAGUCAGAAAUUCACAGGAAGCUUUCAUGAUGGAAAUGCGUGCAUCAAGAAUGGUUCAAGCUGCUGAUUCGCUGCUCAAGUUGGUCUCGGAGUUGAAGCAAACAGCUAUUUUUUCAGGAUUUGCUUCUCUGAAUGACCAUGUCGAAGAGAGAAUAAAAGAGUUCGACCAACAAGUAGAAAAAUCAGAUCGUCUCUUGUCUAAAAUUGCAGAAGAGGCAGCUGCGAGUCUGAAGGAGCUCGAGUCCUGCUAUUACUCUUCUGCACAGAGGGCAAAUCAGAUACCGGAGCCAUGAACCAUGUCCGUGACUGGGUAACACUGAGAGGCGCAUCUUGCCUAUGUAGAGGUGAUAGAAUACAUUAGCAUGUAACUUCAGUUCUUCAUGAAAAUGUUUUUCGAGCUUUCCUCCUAUGUUUUCGAAGCUCUUGUCAAGGAUGAAUGAGAUAUGUGUUCCAUACUCGAAAACAGAUCAUGAUUCCACCAAUUAAUCAGAGAGGAUUUGAUCAGCA